AACUGUGUGGUGGUUAGGUUUAGGUUUCCUUCCAGUGCAGUGGGCUGGGUGCUAGCAGCCAUCACUCCCGACUUCAUGACCACACAUCGUCUCACAGAGGUGUCUGUGGAUGGCCGUCAACUUUCCCAUGUACAGGCCCCCCAAUAUCAACUGAAUGAUGAACUGAUUGCUGCCAGUAAGUCGGGAGAUGUGAUAAAAGCUGCAUCAUUUCUCAACAGUGGAGCUGAUAUCGAAGCUAAGGGGAAGUCAGCCACUUCUCUGAACCAUGCAAGUCAGCAUGGUAACGUCCAAGUGGUUCGUCUCCUGAUAUCAAGAGGAGCCAGCCUGCAG
Geodia barretti is the source of this 330-nucleotide messenger RNA. NCBI's taxonomy places the organism in Eukaryota, Metazoa, Porifera, Demospongiae, Tetractinellida, Geodiidae. The record is from the annotation of a GenBank genome assembly.